AUGACUCCCGAAGAAUCCGAUCAUGUGGAAGAAUUGUGGGAUGAAUUGCUUCGACAAAUCACGCCUACCUACAAUAACCUGGAAAGUUCUACGAUGAGCCUCCCAUCAUCAUCAUCAGCUUUGAACUCCUUAAAUUAUCAUCAUCAUCGAAUGGAUCAACGACAAUUCCAAACCUCAUUCCUACAAGGGCAGCCACAAAUUCUCGUGCCUGCAAAUGAUUCUGCAGCACAAUCUUAUUGUCAUGACAGAGAUGAUGAAUGGUUCGAAAGACUCUCCCGCAACACUCUGGAUGUGAUCGAGUCUCUAACCAAAUCAUCAUCGCCAAUCACAUCCUCUGUGAUGAAUUCUCCCUCCACUUCUUUAAUGUUUCAAACCAACUUCUCUUCAUCAACGACACCACAAACAUCAUCCAAUUUUGGAAAUUCUCCAGCAUCAGGUUUCAACUCUCUCGAUGUUGGUGGAUGCCUUAAUUGCAGCAGCACCUCUCCUAGCUCAGUUCUCACUUCCUCUCCAGCAUCUCUCUUGUCGAUAUCCUCUAGGCAGAUGGCGAAUCAAGGAGCACCUACCAUUUCAUUAACAAUUUCAGAACGCAACUCUCAUGCAAGUGACCCCUCAAAGUGUUCCCCUCAUAGCUUCAACUUUUCAUCCUUUUCGACACUAAAUCUGAACUUGAAUUUUACAGAAUCAGAGUUGAUACUUUUGGAUCUGUACACCUCCUCUUCAGCCACCAUGUCAACCACGAACACACUCUCUGCAUCCUCUCCACGGAUCCAAAAAAGCGAUUCAUCAACAACAGUUCCACUCCUAGAUUUACAUCUCUCCACUCAGACACCUUCUCUGGACAACUCGAACUUUUCUGCAUUGAAUAACAAUUCUUCAAGGAUGAACUCAAAUACUCCCUCGAAUUCAUACAGCCUUUCUGUUCAACAACCAGCAAACUCUAAUCCAAUUCUGAACGAACUAAUGACGCUCAACUUUGCCACUAAAACAUGA
Molecule: messenger RNA, 993 nt
Organism: Naegleria fowleri
Lineage: Eukaryota; Heterolobosea; Eutetramitea; Acrasida; Naegleriidae
Exons: 1
Coding region: 1-993 (330 amino acids)
Source: RefSeq, a predicted model, not a curated record